This is a messenger RNA of Scutellospora calospora, 202 nucleotides long. Lineage: Eukaryota; Fungi; Glomeromycota; Glomeromycetes; Diversisporales; Gigasporaceae. The record is from the annotation of a GenBank genome assembly.
GUAUAAGAGAAAAAAUCCAAAUCUAGUACCAUUUAACCAAAUACCUCAAUGCCUGUACAAUAUUGAUUAUUGCAGUAUUGAAGAAAGAGCAGAAGAACAUUUGAAAAGAAGAAAUCCAGUAGAACUAGAACUAAACCAAAAACCUAUGACUAUAGAGGAGAAUUUGAGUAGAAAUAGGGUGAAUGAGGAGGAACCUAUAUGA